Molecule: messenger RNA, 948 nt
Organism: Ochotona princeps (American pika)
Lineage: Eukaryota; Metazoa; Chordata; Mammalia; Lagomorpha; Ochotonidae
Product: olfactory receptor 5B17-like
Exons: 1
Coding region: 1-948 (315 amino acids)
Biological process (GO): sensory perception of smell; G protein-coupled receptor signaling pathway
Cellular component (GO): membrane
Molecular function (GO): odorant binding; G protein-coupled receptor activity; olfactory receptor activity
Source: RefSeq, a predicted model, not a curated record
AUGUUGAACAAUACAAAGGUGAGUGAAUUCGUCCUCCUGGGACUAACCAGCUCCCCUGAACUGCAGGUGCCACUCUGUGUAAUCUUCACUGCUAUCUACCUCAUCACGCUCAUUGGGAACCUGGGCAUGAUCACAUUGAUUCUGCUGGACUCUCGUCUCCACACCCCCAUGUACUUUUUCCUCAGUAACCUGUCUCUGGUGGACUUCUGUUACUCUUCAACAGUCACUCCCAAGGUUUUGACUGGCCUGUGUAGAGAACACAAUGUCAUCUCCUUUAGUGGCUGUGCUGCUCAGAUGUUCUUCUUUGCACUCUUUGCCACUGUGGAAAGUUACCUUCUGGCCUCGAUGGCUUAUGACCGAUAUGUGGCUGUGUGCCGACCCUUGCAUUAUGCCACAAUCAUGACGAAGAACGUGUAUAUUUCUCUGACCAUAGGUUGCUAUACUGUUGGUUUUCUGAUUGCUUCUUUCCGAACUGCAGAUACAUUCAGACUUCCUUUCUGUAUUUCCAAUGUGAUCCAUCACUUCUUUUGUGAUAUCCCAGCAGUCAUGUCUCUGACAUGCUCUGAUCAACAUGUGAGUGAGCUGUUUUUUAUUCUCUUCUCAAGUUUCAAUAUCUUUUUUGCUCUUGUUGUUAUUCUGAUCUCCUACCUGUUCAUAUUUAUCACCAUUCUGAAGAUGCACUCAGGUGAGAGACACCACAAGGCUCUGUCUACUUGUGGCUCUCAUCUCAUUGCCGUUUCCUUAUUUUACGGGACUGUCAUCAUCAUGUACCUGCAGCCUAGUUCCAGUCACUCCAUGGACACAGACAAAGUUGCAUCUGUGUUUUACACCAUGAUCAUUCCGAUGCUGAACCCUGUCAUCUACAGCCUCAGGAACAAAGAAGUCAAGAGUGCGUUGAAGAAAGUGGUGCACAAGGCAAAACGCUUUCUUGGAUUAGUUACUCAGUGA